AUGCCCUCGAUUAAUCAGUACACGGCUGAGGAUGGCUUGCGUUGGGAGCGCUAUGCCGAAGCCGUCCGUCGCUGGCUCAACAACGAGGGACCACACCCCGGUGAAGCCCCGGAAGGCUACAACGAGGUGUUCCGUCGCCGCCAGCAGCGAUACGCGCCGCACCCCGACGACUUCCCGAACUUUCGUCCGGCCCCUUACGCACCUGCCAUGUCAACCGCACCGGCUAUGAUGCCCCCUCCACAGCCGGGAACUGUCACCAGCCCCGGCGUCGCCAUGUCUGAAGGCGCCUUCGGUCAUCUUCUCCAGCACCAGAGUACCUGGAUUGAGAAGCUA
This is a messenger RNA of Gloeophyllum trabeum ATCC 11539, 333 nucleotides long. RefSeq lists its product as uncharacterized. NCBI's taxonomy places the organism in Eukaryota, Fungi, Basidiomycota, Agaricomycetes, Gloeophyllales, Gloeophyllaceae. The annotation marks the transcript as partial. The transcript has a single exon. The record is from RefSeq and is a predicted model, not a curated record.